Hypoxylon fragiforme is the source of this 3537-nucleotide messenger RNA. RefSeq lists its product as uncharacterized. Lineage: Eukaryota; Fungi; Ascomycota; Sordariomycetes; Xylariales; Hypoxylaceae. The coding region runs from base 473 to 3313 and encodes 946 amino acids. The record is from RefSeq and is a predicted model, not a curated record. The transcript has 3 exons.
UUAGAAGCACUUACGCCCUCUUGUAAGUACCUACCUAUUGACAUUAUGCUGUCUGCUUUGACCACUGUCUAUCCUUCGACACAUCUCAUUCUAUCUAAUGAUGUCUGCCUGUAUAUACACCUCAUAAUACUCCUGCUACUUACGGAUCUGGGUGGCAAUGGGAAUUUCAUGACCUACCCUAAGUAUCUACCCUAGGGUAGAUACCUAGGUUAUCUAUCAAUCUCAUCACUCUUCAUCUUACUCGAGGCCAUCAAUAAAUGCCAUAUUAAUGAUAUUUAUAGUUGUGGUGCUCGUCAUCCUUUCACGAUUUGUCGAGCUGACUUAUCUAACGUUAGGAAUAAAUUACUCUAUAAAUCGAACUUGGGAUGUCUCCUCAAACACACUCUCUGCUCUCGUUUCGACUAUCUGGCUGUUAGUGGAUGAUCGUAGGAGCAGUAUUUGAAAUUAUACAAGUACAACAUCUACUGACACGAUGGAUCCUUCGGCUGCUACUGGUGCCCUCCAGUCAUGGAACGAGGAGAUAGAUCGUUUGAUCAUGGAAUAUAAAGCCUGCAUGGCUUAUCAUCAAAAGAUCCUCGAGACGAGGAAACAGGAGCUUCGCGAAGCUAAUGAGCAGAACCUUGAAAGACUGAGAGUUACUACGCCGGCAGACUUAUAUGAGAAUGCCGUCUUACGUAUGGCUGAAAAGGCUCUCGAGCAAGAUCUGCAACGAAUUGAAUUGAAUCACCAAAAGGACACCGAGAUGAUUGAGAAGAUCCACAAGAAGGAGUUGGCUCAAAAAAAGAGUGAUCUCCAUGCAAAACUCGAGGGUAUGGCCAAGAGCGCACAGUUGCCAACUGUAGCCCCCAUCGUUCUGCCGAAAGUGCCUGAAACUCUCAAUGACACAGUGGAUGAAGGCCCGCAGAAGCAAGAUUCCAGAAAACAUGGGGCAUCCCCCCCUCCAGAGCAGGCUCCCAAACGAUUACGCCUUGAUACCUCUGUAGCCUCUUUGCCUACUCCAACUAGUCCACUACAAACUGAAACGCAAGAAGAAAUACAAGCCGCGACAAGUCAGCCACCUGAAAGAACGAUCACGUUCGAGCAGGUUUUCCAAGGCGGUCAUGCGAAGCACAAGGAUAUGAUCGUUGAGUGGCCAGAAGGCAGUCGACGAUGGUAUAUACUGAAGUGCGAGAUGCAUGGGCUUCGGUUCACCAGGCACCCUGUACAGGGCGCAGCCAAACAUCUUAGUGGCCUGUAUCACGGCUUCCCAGACAGAAAUAGGGAUAUGGCUGUGAGGACACUCGGUUAUCAGGUGAUCGACUGCAAUGCCAGUCUCGCAAAAAUGAACAACAAGGCUGCAGUGGAAGCCUACGAUAAUGGCUACAAACCGCCCCCCUGGAAACACUUGAAGCGGCCUUUAAAAAAGGCAUAUUCCAGACGGCAGUUUAAAAGUCAAAAGUCCACUAAGCUACCCACACCUAACACAAAUUCAAGGCCGACUCCAGGAGCAACCCCUACUCGAAAGAUCACUGCUGCAGAGAAGCAUGAGCUACUGGAAGCACCGUCGUCUGAACGAAAGUCCUCGGAGCCUUGGCAUGGGAUUACACACCCAAAGACAUUUCACAUAUAUUACGGCAAAUGGGGAGCCGACAUUCAUCAUAAGAAGAGCGAACAGCUAUAUCCAGUCUUAAUCCUCGGGUGGGAUGACCAAGCAGGCAGUGGCUUAAAAAACACCGAUCUGAACCACACUGGCUUACUUAAGGAAGACUCAAAACCACCAAACUGCUAUAAGUAUGGUGUAAAUAAAAUAAUAGGCUGGGCAGCAGGAUAUGAAGAUGGAGGUUCUAAGGUCAAGUUGAGAAAGUUCCCCGUUAUGUUUUUUGACGAGUCGCAAACUGUGGGUUGGAUAGCAGCUCGGGACCUGCAAGAGUUCCCUCUUUAUAAAAGCAAAGUAUCAUAUCCACCGGACCACCCUUUCAAUGCAGCCCGUCGUUGGAUUGCGGAGAGGGAGGGCUUUAAGGGGUGGGAAGACCGGGAAAGGGCUCGGAUCAAUGAUCUUACACUUCGUCGUCCUUCACCUUCACCGCUCACACCGAUAAACGAAUCAAUCAAUGCCAAAUUUCCUGUGACGCAAGAAGUCAUUUCGGCCAACGCAAAAUCUCACCCACCGGGAGAUAGCAACGACUUAGACAACUCAGGUUCAGAAGUAGAGUCGAUUGCUACGACAGAAACGGAGAUGCUCUUGAAUGAAUGGCGAGAAAAGGGCGGCGAGAUUCCGGGCGAUGAAGAUUACAGGACUUCCGAAUCCGACAUAGACGAAACACUUGAAUGUGAAUUAGAAGAUUGGACGAAAAUCUCUUUAGCGACUUUGGAAUCCGGAAGUCCCGGAAAUCGUCCUUGGGCAUUUUACGGACUGAGAAGUACAGAGAGCUCCAAAGAUCCAAAAUCACCGGCUAAUCCAGCAGGUAAGACGGAUGAGAAUCUGGCGAGAUCGACGACUGCGGGCAUGGACUCGGUACGCAGCCUUGAUAGCCAGCUAGCUUCGGUAGGUACCUACAAAUCUGUGAUAAAGUUACCGGUACCUCAAGAAAGCUCUUCAAGCAACGCUGCCAAGUCAAACGAAGACCACCUGCCAUCCCAGCCAGAGCCUCGACACACAGGCCCCGCAUCCAAGGGGGAUCACUCGCCCAAAAAGUCUCCAGUGCCCACGACUCCUCCAGUCUGUCAAGUUUCUGACAGCAAGAAAUUAAUGCCGGAAAAUAUAGCCGACAAACAGCGAGUCCACGAAAGCCUGCCAGGUGAAACUGAAAAGGAGAAGGACAAGCAAAAUAAAGAUUUGGGAGUUAAAUUUCAAGAGCCCAAUCAAGGGUUAUCUUCUGGGGCUGAGACGGCAGCUUCGCUCAUCCAAGCACCCACAGCAAAAGUUUCCCAUAGGCCUCCUCCUUUGGCCAGUACUACAGACGCCGAAAAUACACUAGCUAAGGUCAAUUUCGGAUUGUCAGUGUACGUUGAUAAGAACGUAUCGUGGAAGAGGCACGAGGAGGAAGAGGACUGUGUCGACUUAUUCUUCAGCGUGGAUGGAAAGACGAUAGCCACUCGUCAAGGCCCAGUUGGAGUGUUCAUUGAUCCUAUGGAGAUCAAGAGUUUCUCGAGGGAGUUUCUCCCAGGGUCUAACGGAAAUAAGACAUUAAUAUUGUGGAAAAAGGACGGGUCAAUGUGUCGACUCGUUUUCGACCGCCGAAAAGGAACGACGCUUGAGAUUGGGAAAAUCCAAUCCCGUAAUUUCACUCGAUGGCUUCGGAAUAUUAAUACUAGUGUCGAAUGUUUGACAUAGCUCAACAAGCAAAAUUCAAUAUCGUAGUAAUUUGAACAACUUGAUUUGAUCUGUAGGGAGUCUAGGGACAAGGAAUGGAUGGCUGUAUGUAUAGCUUUGAGAUGUCGUCAUUAGGUAAUGAAUGCUCGUCCCGUUGCAUGUGAAAUCCAUACUACUAGGUACCGAGGGGGGAUUUUAGCGGCUUAGCUUGCCUCCCCGCAUUGGGGUAUUGAAGGUCGUAGAUG